GCCUGGAUUGGACUGUUCAGCAACCCAGGAGAAGAAAACAGGAUGUGGCAUUGGUCUCUGCCAGGGGUGAAAUACAAUGAACUUGAAACCAGAUGGGGACCUUCUGAAACAGAUGAUCUAUAUGAGAACUGUGUGAAGACAAGAGGAAACUGGACACAUGUCAGAUGUGACCAAAUGAUGUGGUUCAUCUGCUACGAUGGAAAGAAGAGAGAUGGUAAAUCGAUCCAUUUGAUUGAGGAGAAAAUAACCUGGACACAGGCUCAGAAAUACUGCAGAGAUCACUACACUGACCUGGCCAGUGGACUCGAUCAGGCGGAUGGGGAAGAAUUUAAGAUCCUGAAGCAGUCCAAGGACUCUCCGAUGAAUGUGUGGAUCGGCCUGUUCAGAGACACCUGGAGGUGGUCAGAUGGGAGCAAUUUCUCUUUCAGGCACUGGAAUAUGGAAACAUUUUAUGACGGACAAAACAACAAGAAAUGUGCUGUGACUCUGUUAAACAGAUCAGGAAAAUGGAGCUCUGAUGAAUGCAACAACAAAAAUCCUUUCUUCUGUUAUGAUGAUAAAUUGAUUCUGAUCAAUGAAAACAAGACCUGGGAGGAAGCCUUGGAUUACUGCAGACUGCACAACACUGACCUGGUCUCCAUCACUAACCCUCACCAACAGAGAGUGGUGGAGAGGAGAGCCAAGAAUGCCAGCAGUCCCUACGUAUGGGUGGGACUGCGCUACUCCUGCGUGAUGGAUCUGUGGUUCUGGAUCAAUGACAAACUAGUCUGCUACGAGAACUGGGCUGAUAACGGAAAGAUUGAUGAGUGUCAUAGGUGUGCAGCUAUGAAAAGAGGAGGACAGUAUCAGUGGUUCAGUCAAAGUGAAUAUGAGAAAUAUAAUUUUAUUUGUUCUAAACAAUAAGUUUUAAAUCUCUCUGACUCAC
Pelmatolapia mariae (spotted tilapia) is the source of this 925-nucleotide messenger RNA. Its product is annotated as macrophage mannose receptor 1-like. NCBI's taxonomy places the organism in Eukaryota, Metazoa, Chordata, Actinopteri, Cichliformes, Cichlidae. The transcript is spliced from 3 exons. The record is from RefSeq and is a predicted model, not a curated record. Bases 43 to 903 code for a protein of 286 amino acids.